This is a messenger RNA of Mercenaria mercenaria, 1003 nucleotides long. RefSeq lists its product as uncharacterized. The transcript has a single exon. Lineage: Eukaryota; Metazoa; Mollusca; Bivalvia; Venerida; Veneridae. The coding region runs from base 7 to 924 and encodes 305 amino acids. The record is from RefSeq and is a predicted model, not a curated record.
UCACAAAUGGAUCACAAGGAAGCGGCGUCUAAACUGAUGUUCAGCAUAGAUUUGCUACCACAGGUUUCGAGGCACAUCGAUUUUCUGGAAAAGGUUGCUGAAAUUCCAGACCUUAAAGACGAACAUGUGCUGAGACGUGCUGCAUACAGAUAUGAAAAGUACUGGAUACCGCUUGCCGCUGAACACAGGGACGAAUGUCUAACUGCCCCUCUUGAUAUUGAGUGGAUAUGGCAUUGUCAUAUGCUGUCCCCGAAGAACUAUGAAAGCGAUUGCAUUGCUCUUGUUGGAACAGUCGUCAACCAUACAUUUUACAAUAAGCAAGAGAGAGCUCUGUGUUUGCAAGCUGCAAAGAAACACUGGUUACAGAAGUACGGGGACAAAGAUGAGCCAUUUGCGAUGGAAUACAGCAUACUUGAUAAAGACGCUGUAGAGAACUUCACAUCGUCUCUGUCUUACGAUCUUGUUGCAGCUGCACAGAGACAGUCGACAUUCUAUGAUAAGAUAGCAUCAACUGAAUACAAGAAUGAAGAAAACCAUGAAAAUGUCAACGAAAGAUACAAGCAGUACAUUUAUCUGUGCAAACUUCUACCAUCCCUCCCGCUGACUCCAAGUAUUGGAAUAGAUCUGAUGUGGCACACCCACCAAAGCAACCCACUUGCGUACAAAUUUGAUAUGGGAAGGAUCCUUCGAAGAUUAUUACAGCAUGACGACACAAGUACUGACCAGACCGUUGGCUCGAAGUUACAUGAAGCGAGCCAACUUACACUGAAGAGCUGGGAGAGAUUUUAUAACGAACCAUUCCAUGAUUGCACAUAUAGAUGUGUGAACAGAUGUUUCAGUAAAUGUGUAAAUAACUGUUUAAGUACUUGCAUAUCAAACAACAAAAGCACUUGCACGGCACCUACCAGUUUCUAUGCAGUGUAAAGACUCACUUAUCCGCUGAAAUCAAUUUAUUUACUUUUACUCUUUUUUACUUACUACAAUGUAUAUUGAUCAGUGAACC